AUGGCCAUCACCCCGUCCCACCCCGACAGCCCAGAGGAGGUCAUCGCCCCUUUCGACCUCGCCAGCGUGCCCGAGGAGGCCGCCGACGCCAUCCCAGAAGCUGAGCACCUCCCGCCUGCUGAGCGCAACCCUGCUGUUGCCGCCGACAUCCUUGCCUUGCCCCGUGUCGUGCUAGGAUGUGCGACGUUUGGGUAUGGUGUGUAUGCGGAUGAGGCAUUGGUGAAGAGUACUAUGCCUCUGCGCGUCGUACGCGCUGCGCUGCGUGCUGGCGUCAAUGCGUUUGAUACUGCGCCCCACUACCACCCCUCGGAAGUCAUCCUGGGUGAGGCUCUCUACGCUCUCCGCGACGAGUUCCCCCGUGAGAGCUACAGCAUCAUCACCAAGACGGCCAAGUUUGGACCACAGGUCUCCAACCACCACUACGACCCCGAGGUGGUUCGCAAGAGCGUUGAGAGGAGCCUGAAGCGUUUCAAGACGGACUAUCUUGACGUUGUUUACCUCCACGAUGUCGAGUUCGUCGUCUCCAAGCCGUUCCCGUCUCCAGCUGGAGCCCACCUUGAUGCUCUCGGGCCCAAGGCCGCCGAGUGGGGUCUCGAACCGCCGUACGUCUCGCACGGCAAGGGCGAUGACUCGAUCCUCGCAUGUCUCGCUGUCCUGCGCGAGUACCAGUCCCGCGGCGUCAUCAAGCGCGUGGGCAUUGCGGGUUUCCCUCUCCCCGUCCUCCUUCGCCUCUCGCUCCUUGAGCUGGCCGCAACGGGCAAGCCGAUCGACGUUGUCCAGAGCUACUCGCACCAGACCGUCCUGUGCAGCACCCUCGGCGACGGCUUCCUCCGCGCACUCACCGAGGACGCCAAGGUGCCCCAAGUGAUGAACGCUGCCCCACUCUCGAUGGGUAUCCUUACCGCCGGCGGUGGUCCGUCCUGGCACCCGGCCAAGAAGGUCUCCGCUCUGUACGAGGCCAUUCGCGAGGCUGUCGUCCUCGCAAAGGAGAAGGGAUCGACCAUCGAAGCUGUCGCCUGCGGGUUUGGAUACAAGGACCUGCGCCAGGACAACGGGGCCCCUGUCCCCGUCGUGGUCGGCUGUACCAACCUGGAUCAACUGCACCAGACUCUCCAGACGUAUGCCGAGGUCAAUGGCCACGGUGCCCUUCAGCCAGAGCGCAUCGAGGCCGAAAAGGCCGUACUGGAGCUGUUCAAGGAGCGCGGCGUGCACAAUGUUAGCUGGCAGAGCCCUGCUCCCGACUCGCUCGGAUAG
Molecule: messenger RNA, 1254 nt
Organism: Apiotrichum porosum
Lineage: Eukaryota; Fungi; Basidiomycota; Tremellomycetes; Trichosporonales; Trichosporonaceae
Exons: 3
Coding region: 1-1254 (417 amino acids)
Biological process (GO): dehydro-D-arabinono-1,4-lactone biosynthetic process
Cellular component (GO): cytosol
Molecular function (GO): D-arabinose 1-dehydrogenase [NAD(P)+] activity
Source: RefSeq, a predicted model, not a curated record